This is a messenger RNA of Schizosaccharomyces cryophilus OY26, 1574 nucleotides long. Its product is annotated as DNA replication checkpoint protein Drc1. Lineage: Eukaryota; Fungi; Ascomycota; Schizosaccharomycetes; Schizosaccharomycetales; Schizosaccharomycetaceae. The transcript is spliced from 3 exons. Gene Ontology annotation, biological process: DNA replication initiation; DNA replication; mitotic DNA replication preinitiation complex assembly. The coding region runs from base 226 to 1308 and encodes 360 amino acids. Gene Ontology annotation, molecular function: DNA replication origin binding; single-stranded DNA binding. The record is from RefSeq and is a predicted model, not a curated record. Gene Ontology annotation, cellular component: DNA replication preinitiation complex.
UUGGAAUUGAAAAACAAUUCAUUGUCAACAAAAAGGUUGAAAGAACUACGUCUGUCUUUUGAGGAGUGGAAUGAGGAAUGGUAGUUGAAAUUAAUCAGCAUUAUUGAAAACAAAAAAUAUUAUUUACUUUGGAUCAAUAUAAUCUCUGAUCUUUUACCGGGAUUUCAAAGAAAACGGUUUUAGACGAUAGUUUACUAAAAAAAUCGAAAACCUAAGGAAAAAAUUAUGUCUAAUGAGCCAUGGAAUACUCAGCUCCAAAAACUCAAAAUCCGGCUGAAAACUUGGGAACAUGAGUUUUCGCAUAAUCAGAAUCGGAAGCCGACGAAACAAGAUGUGAAAUCAAAUCCCUCUAUUUCUCUACUCUACAAGGAAUACUAUAAUUUAAAACAAAAGGUUGCCGGAGAACCUGACGAAAAAUCUAGUCCAAGGAAGAAAAAUGAGAACGUGGAACAGCCAGAAUUUCGAACACCAACAAAAGUCCGAAAAGUUGAAAAACGUUCGUUCGAGCAAGGAACUCCGACAUCGAAACCAUUGCAGGUGACACCAAAGAGCGCUGACAAAAGCUUGCUAGGGCCUACACCGCAGCUUUCGCGAAGGGUGAUUAAUAUCUUUGAAGAUAUAUCCCCAGACCCAUCACCGAAUGCGAAAAUUUCCCAGACAGCAGAUAGUUCUAUGGUAAGCAUUGCUGAAACUUCCUUACAGUCCAUGACACCUACGACACCAUCAAAGCUUAUUCGUCCGUCUAUAGAUUUAUCAUCACCUUCUUCUGCCAUCUUUGAUACGCCUUCCACAUAUCGGACAGAGGUCCCGUCUUCUCCAAACUUUUUGCGAGUAUCUUCGAGAUGUCGGAAAAGUCUGAGUGAAAUGAUUAAUGAAUUAAAAGAAAUCGAAGACGAUUACGGAAACGAUGAAGAGAGAAUCCUAGCGGAGGUUGAGGAAAAUGAGAGUUCAUCAUCCUCAGAACCAGAAGAAAAUAAUGCACAGAGCUCGCUGAAGCCAUUCAAGCGACGAAUUAAGAGACAAACUCGACUAGUCAAACUGCCUCCUUCAGUCAGUACCGAAAAGAGUCAUCUGGAUAGCAUGCCAGAGAUUGACGAGGAGGAAGAAGCCACAGUGAAUGCACCAGUAGAAGAAGAAGAAGAAAUCCCUACGCAGUCGGCUAGAGGAUCUGCAAAUAAGGAAAUGAACUCUGACGAGUCGAAACGGCGUCUAAAAAAUGGACUUUUGCUUGGUAAGCAAGUGAGUGAAAACUUUUCUUCAUACAAACUCAAUCGAGGAAAAGGGAAAGGUUUCCGUUCUCGUAGGUGAGAGUAAGGCACUUUUGAAGGGUCUAUGGUUAUGUGAGAUUCCUCUCAGGCUUCGAAACGGACGUAAUUUUUAAUUGAUUGUAUACUAAGGAUCAUAAUGCUUGAAGACGCUCUUUCUUAGAAGCUCAGGACCAAAAUAAAAUUAUGCUUUUACAACAUUACGAUGUUUCAAAUCCAAAUAGAUUUGUUACGAGGCUAAACAUCAUGUACAUUUUAAGAGUUAUAACAUUGUUUAACGACAAUACAAUACAUUUGGCUAUACCAAAC